Messenger RNA from Rhipicephalus microplus (southern cattle tick), 1098 nucleotides. RefSeq names its product tigger transposable element-derived protein 6-like. The record is from RefSeq and is a predicted model, not a curated record. Lineage: Eukaryota; Metazoa; Arthropoda; Arachnida; Ixodida; Ixodidae.
AUGGAUGGUACAGAAAAACUACCGCUGCUGAUCAUAGGGAAGGCCCUGAAGCCUCGUUGCUUCAAGAACAUCCGCACACUACCGGCAGAGUAUACAGCCAACAGCAAGGCAUGGAUGACGCGGGAAAUAUUCAAACAGUGGCUGAUAAAGCUUGACCGCAAGUUUGAAUUAGCUCACAGAAGCGUGCUCUUGGUAGUCGAUAACUGCUCAGCGCACGUGGUUGAUGUGGACUUGAAGGCGAUCAAGCUCUCGUUUCUGCCGCCGAACACAACGGCAGCCUUGCAACCAAUGGACCAAGGGGUCAUUAAGAACUUGAAAUGCUUUUACAGGCGCCACAUGUUGGAGCGUUUGGUGUUGUGCGCCGCCGGUACAAAAGGCUACGACGUGACGCUGCUCUCGGCCAUGCAUAUGUUGGUGCGGGCCUGGGAUCAGGUCACGGCAACAACUGUUGCCAAUUGCUUCCGCCACAGUGGCUUUUGUGUGGCCAUUGAGGGCACAGCGGGCGAGCUCGAUGAGCGUGAGGCCGACGUCAUUCCUGCCGGACUGCGGGAUGCGCUGGGGGACGUGAACUUCGGCGACUACGUCGAUGCAGAUCGCAGUGCAGUGGUCUGUGGCACUAUCACCGACGACGAUAUCAUCGCCCAGGUGACUGGCGAGGAAGCACUCGUCGUCGACGUGGGUGAGGACGAGGAGGAUGAGGCGCCGACGCGUCCGACAGCUUCGGAGGUAAUGGAGGCUAUGCGUGUCGCGCGCCUCUUCUUCAGCUUCGAGGAAGAUGAAGAGGAUGCCUUCCGCCACGCUAGGUUUUCACGUGCCGACAGUUUGCCAGAAGUGGAGACAGAUGACUUCACAGACUGUGAGAAACUUUGUGGGGAGGUCAUCAAGCUUGCUAGUAACGGUACCGCGGAAAGUGACAUGACUUUUCUUGAGUACACGCUGUGUGAGCAGGAUGUGCCGGUGAAUGGAGAAAUAACGGAUGCCGAAAUCAUUCAAACGGCCACUAAUGUAGGGGGUGGCGGAUAUGACGCCGAUGACAAACCACCGAAAAGUGCCGACAUCUGCAGAAACAAGAAAUUUGUUGUGUUUGCUUUGAAAUAA